This is a messenger RNA of Hemicordylus capensis (graceful crag lizard), 5887 nucleotides long. Its product is annotated as zinc finger protein 501-like. The transcript has 3 exons. Bases 163 to 1551 code for a protein of 462 amino acids. The record is from RefSeq and is a predicted model, not a curated record. NCBI's taxonomy places the organism in Eukaryota, Metazoa, Chordata, Lepidosauria, Squamata, Cordylidae.
UGCACCAUGAUGUCGUCGCCGCGGAGUAUUGCUCAAGACUCCUCCUCCAACUCCAACAUGUCCAGUCCGGGCGUAAGAUUGUCGUCUGAAUCGUUCUGCUCAAGCCCAAAUUCUUGAGCCAAGAUUCGAGAAAAAAGGGCCGGACGAGGAAGUGACUUGUUCAUGCUUCUUCGGGGGGGGGCCAUCCAUCCUCAUGAGCUGCAGCAGCUAAUAACACACCCGCCCGCACCACACAAGUUCCGGGUUGCUACCUCCUCCGCCUUAUCCAUGACAACGAGGAAAAAACUUACCAGCGGUACCAGGAUGGCAAGUGAAAACAAGGUGGAGAAUGUCCAGAAGGCAGACCUGGAAAUGGUGAAUCCCCUGCAGCUGGGAAUCAGGAGCUCGGCAUGGAAGGUCUCCCAGAAUCAUGACCAGAAAGGCCCUUGUGAUAUUUGGAGCAAACUGGAACGACAGAGCAAAAGGCUUCCAAAAAUCAGAGGAGAAGAGAAACCUGCACUCCAAAUAGAAGAUAUUGCUAGGCUGGAAGAUUUCAUGAUAUGUGACAAAAAAUCUAUGCAAGAGGGUGAAAAUCCACGCUUCCUACAAAACUCACAACCUGCUGUUUGUGAAAAGACCUGCACAGAAGAGAGGCCCUUUAGAUGCGGUGACUGUGGGAAAAGAUUUCGGGACAGUUCCCAUCUGAUCAGGCAUCAGAUGAUUCACACGGGAGAGAAACCUUAUGACUGUCCAGACUGCUGGAAGAGGUUUGUCACCCGGACCGCCCUGGAUAAACAUCGGAGACUCCACACAGGAGAGAAACCAUAUAAAUGCCCUGACUGUGGGAAAAGUUUCAGUCAGAACUCCCAUCUGCUCCUCCACAGGAUGGUCCACUCAGGGGAGAAGCCCUGUGCCUGUGUCGAUUGUGGGAAAAGCUUUGUGACCACCUCGGCCCUCAUCAAACACCAGAGAAUCCACAUGGGAGAGAAGCCCUUUCGGUGCACACAGUGUGGGAAGAGCUUCCGUCAGAAUUCACACUUGGUGAUCCACGAAAGAAUCCACUCGGGAGAGAAGCCCUGCCACUGCCCCCAGUGUGGAAAAUGCUUUGGAGACACUUCGGCCCUCCUCAAACACCAGAGAACUCACUCAGGCGAGAAGCCCUAUGCAUGCCCGCACUGCGAGAGGGGCUUUGGCCAGAAUUCGCACCUCCUGCAGCACCUGAAAACACACACAGGAGAGAAGAGCUAUCGGUGCACCGAGUGUGACAAAAGUUUCGGCCAAAAGUCUCAACUGAUUGUUCACCAGCGAGUCCAUUCAGGGGAGAAGCCCUAUAAAUGCUCUGACUGUGGGAGGUGUUUCAGCCGCAGCUUCAAUCUGAUUUCGCACAAGAGAACUCACACUGGGGAAAAGCCUUUCAAAUGCCCUGAUUGUGGGAAAUGUUUCAGUAGGAGCUCAAACGUUCUUGUGCACCAGAGAAUCCACAAUGGGGAGAGGCCCUUCAAGUGCCCUUGCUGUGGGAAGAACUUCCGUCGCAACUCUCACCUGAUGGUGCACCAGAGACUCCACCACUGACACCUUCUGUGUGUGUGUGCAUGUGCACGCACAAUUUCUCAUCUAUGUGUGUAUUCUGUUCUGGAGAGCAUAAGCCUUCUUCCAACAGCUGGUCACUCACUUAGAUGGCUUUAGAAGAGGAUUAGACACAUUCAUGGAGGACAUUGGCCCAUGACUGCUAGUCAUGAAGGUUAAAUCCUACCUCUAGGUUCAGAGGCAGGCUGCCUCUUGAGUACCUGUUGCAGGGGAGCAGUGGUGGGAGAGGGAGCCAUGCCCUUGUCUCCUGCUUCUGGGCUUCCCAGGGGCAUCUGGUGGGCCACUGUGGGGAGCAGAAUGCCAGGCUAGAUAGGCGUUGGGCCUGAUCCAGCAGGUCUCCUCCUAUGUUCUUGUAGACAUAGUCUUGGGUAUUGGAAGUCUCAGGGUGAUAUCUUAGGCACUCUUGAAUUCAAUGAAUAUGAACAGAGAACUCAUGAAGAGGGCAGCUGUAUUUUUGUAUGCAUGUUUCUUUAAGCAGGAGUCCAAUUUGGCUAUUGUGCGUGCGUGCGUGCGCGCGCACGCACGCACACACACACACACACUUUCCCCCUCUCUGCCAUGUGAAUCAUAUUUCAUCAGGGACCUCUAGGUCUAUGGGCAAUAGUGCAAACAGAACAUUAAUGAACAGACCCCUGCAGGGUUCCCUCUAAGGCAUGCGCACAUGCACACGCCCACAAGUUUUUUAAUGUCCGCUCAGUUCAUUUUAGAUCCCACUCAGGUUGAAUCAGGAAGGCCAACCUCUGAAUGCACGUGCGGACACACUGCCUUGAUAUUGCCGCCCAGAACAAAAUUCAUUCCGCACACAGAUGAAAAACAUUAGAGAGAACACUGCACUCCAGAACCUAAAAGCCCUGGAGGAGGAAGCUUGUGUAGGCAAGGAAAUACACAACGGAUAGUGAAUGGCCAAACUGAAAUGAGAUGUGACCGCAAUAUUAAUUUGGACAAAGGAGCAAGACAAAAAAGCAAUAGGUGAGGUGGAAAGAGAUUUGGACAGGCUCUGAUGGACACGGCAAACAGGCGGAACCAAGGCUUACACUUACACCCUAUCCUGCGGUGUCCUUCCAUGCACAUCUUUCCUCCCAUAUAUGAUGGAAUGAUGGCCGUCCACUCCUAUGAGAAAAGAUCUGGCACUGUACUUGUGGCUACCACGAGGCUGGAGUUGGCUCCCAGUUCCUUAUCUGACACAGCACUGCAUGAGCAGCCUGAGUACAGAAGCUGGCAGGGCCCAGACUCCAAACUAAGCUUUGAGCUACCAGUUUCUUAUUCACGCUGCUCAUGGGACUUAAUUUCAACAGGACUGCUCAGGAGGAACUCAAUUUGGUUGUCCGCCAGUGUGCCCAUGGAAGGUUAGUUGGAAUGUCAUCCAAUAUUGAUAUACCACUUGUUUAAAAACUGCUCAGAGUGGUUUACAUAGCAAAGGAAAUGAAAAUGUGGUCUGUUGUCCCCAAAGAGCACACAAUUUGAGGGGAGGGGCACACAGGUGAGGGUGGGACACAAGGGAGAUACCAGCAAAUAGUCACUGAAAACACUAUGUUGGGAUGAAUACAGCAGAUAAUUGGUAACCCCUGCUAAAUGUAUGAGAAUCAUAACUCUAAAAGUGCCUCUUUGCCCAGUUAGAUUACAAGAUUUUAGAUUAGAUAACAAGAUUUUACAAGGUAUGCAGAAGUCUAAACCUCUCUCUCUCUCUGUACACAUGCACACAGGGCAAGGGAACUGUGAAUCAUGGGGCCAAAUGGCUAUGAAAUGCAACGAGUACAGUCUGUAACUAUUCUUCUGUCAAGCCUAAAUAUAAGAGAUAAGUACAGAACAUAGUCUUCCUAGAUGUGCUGUUGUGAGAUAGGAAGUAAUUUAUCUCUAUGUAAAAAACAUUUCCUUCAAAUGGGUCUGGCUUAAUUUUAGUAGUUCAGUGUCAUUCACUAUACUCCUUUCAUGUCAUUCAAAGGAAACCAAUUAAAACAAACAGGAGGAGUGAAUAGGAUUAGCCUUCGAAGAGAGAAAAACAUUACAUCUAUGUAACAAACUUGGGGCCCUUCCAGAUAGAGGUUUAUUUAAUGAAUGGUCAUUUCAGACAAUUUUGCUAGGCAUCCAGAUGAUGUUCUCUACAUUCUGUGGGAAAUGUGCCCCAUUUCCUACUCCCAUUUCUUUUCAGUCCUCAUUAAUUCUGACUUGAACUCACUAUUGGAACAACUUGCACAAUGAGGAGAGGUGUAGAUAAACCAUAAUGCUACCAGUCUGGGUCUGAAAAGGAGUGGUUUUCUGCCCAAGUAGUGACAUAUCAGAUGAUUGGCUCCCAGGGGCAGUCUUUCCCUGCUUCUACACCAGUAUUACUGCUAUUGUGUAGGGGAGCAUCAGCAGGAGAGAGGGCAUGACCUCAGCUCUUGCCUGUGGGCUUCUCAGAGACAUCUGGUGGGCCACUGUGAAACAGGAUGCUGGUCUAGAUGGGCCUUGGGCCUGAUCCAGCAGGGCUGUUCUUACGAUCUUACCCUGUGUUUUUAUUUUUAAAAAAUAAGUGAGUUUUUUUUUUUAAGUAAAAGCCUGCUCCUAUUCAUGUUUACUCAUUGGAAGAUAGGGGGCCCCUCUGGGAAGAGCAUUUGCAUGCUUGCAUGCAGAAGGUUCCAGGUUCCCUCCCUGGCAUCUCCAAGAUCAGGCUCAGAGAGACUUCUGCCUGUAACCUUGGAAAAGCUGCUGCCAGUCUGUGCAGACAAUACUGAGCUAGAUGGACUCAUGAUCUGACUCAGUAUAUGGCAGCUUCCUAUGUUCCUCCCAAGACGUCAGGGUGGGAGGUUUUGGGAAAGGAGUACAGCUAUGCAUCAAUUUCAGAGUGAUAACGGGGUGGGUUUUUUAAAUGGUUUGUCCUGACUGCUCCAACUAAAAUGUUUUAAAUGGCAAAAGGUCAAGCCUCAAAACAUUCAAGUGUGCCACAGCCACUGACUACAACCUAUGUGGCCUUUCCUUCAUGCUGCAAUGUCUACCCAAUCCACCUCCACCUCCUCGCUCUCUGCUCCCCAUUAUGUUCCCCCCACAAGCAUUUUAAUUUUAAUUUAAUAAUAGCAGUGUGUGUGCUAUAUGGUUGUGGUAGCAGACAGAGUGGAAGAGCAGCAGUUUAACAUAAUAUUUUAAAAGGAGGAAACGGUGGUCUCAGCAGCACAAUCGACUCAUACUGAGAAGUAUUACUCAUACACAUACUGAGAAGUCAGUCCCACUAUGUCCAUUGGGGUUUAAGCCCAGGUAAGUGUGCAUAGGAUUGCAGUGAUGGUUGGGUUGGAGGAAACUAUUUCAGGAAGUGAGUAUAAGGAUCAGCAACAAUGUGCAGAGAACCAGGAGACACUCGAAGCCACAUCAGGCAUGUUUUAUUUUUGUUGCUUCCAUUCCAGAGGGUGUGUGUGGGGGGGGGGGAUGUGUGCUUCAGAUGUUUGGUAAAGCUGAAGGGCUUGACCACAGAAUUAAUUUUAACAAAUGAGACAGUCUUGGUGGGGACAGCGGGAGGGAUGGGCAAGGCAGCGGGAGGGACAGACAGCCAAUGCCUCACCCUGUCAUUGGCAGGACCUAUCCAGACUCCAUCUUGGAGGAAACCCUUUCGGGGUGGGGGGAGGGCAUACCUCAGCCAAAAAAACCCUUAGCCCUGAUGAACGCCUGGAGCAGAAAGGUUGGCCGCCUUGCAGUUGGUCCCUUGAAGGAGCCCUGGAGCCCCCUUUCUGUCCUAGAAUCCCUUUUGUCACCCCUGAAGUGACACCCUGCCAGGGCCAAACUCCAGCAGUGGAGGUGAAGUGCUCCCCUGGCUGCUCAGGGCCUCCCUCCCUGUGGACCACUGUUCCUUCUAACAGGGAUUCCCAGAUGUUGACUACAGCUCCAGGAUCCCCAGCUGCAGUGGCUUUUGCUUGGGAAUUGUGGGAGUUGUAGUCAACAACAUCUGGGAAUCCCUGAUAGAGGAUGUGAACCCAUUUGGGAUGUCCCAGCUCAGACACCUGAUUUAAAUCGGGACUGGCCUGAACCCCAGGGUCAAGCAGGAUUCCUGUCUCCUUCAUAACUUCUCCAUUUGCAGCCAGCCUUGGUUGGUUCAACAGCUCCAUCCAGUGAGCUCUUCAGUCCGACUUGCUGCCAUGCCAGGGCUGCGCAUGGGUGCGUGCGCACACACACAUACACACCAGUGUGGACAGACAAUAAUGACAAGAGUGUACAAAAGAACCCACAAGUUGCGUUUGUUAAAUAAAAGUUGCUUUGGGAGGAAACUCUUUGGAAAAGGAGAAGCAAGGAAAUUGUAAAAUGCAAGCUUUAUUUACUCAUAAAAUAAACAAGAACACCACUGUUGUUAUUCCUUGUG